CACUCACGUGGAGUCCCUUGGGCGCCAGCGUCCGACCGUCAUCGUGGGCACGGAGGCGUUAGCCUGCAUAUUGCGCCUCAACUGUGGCAGGUGAACGACGUCCGUCCUCCAGUCGACAGCCGCCUGUUUUAACUGCAGCAUCAGCCGCUCAUCUCAAGGUUCCUGUACAUCACCUUGUGUAUUGAACUGCUGCCCUUUUGGAAGCGAAGAUGGAAGGUCUUUUGUACAAUGUCAACAAUGGCUAUGUCGAGGGCAUCGUGCGCGGUUACCGCAACAGCCUCCUCACUGGUCCAGCCUACAACAACCUGACGCAGUGCGAGACCAUUGAUGAUCUUAAGCUCCAACUUGGCCCUGCCUAUGGCGACUUCCUGGCCUCCCUACCACCGAACCCUUCAACAUCGAGCCUCGCAUCCAAGACUACCGACAAGCUUAUCUCCGAGUUCCGAUACGUUCGUGCCAAUGCUGUCGGCUCGCUUGCGACUUUCAUGGACUACGUCACCUACGGGUACAUGAUUGACAACGUUGCGCUUCUCAUCACUGGCACACUCCACGAAAGAGACACCCGCGAACUCCUCGAGCGAUGCCAUCCCCUCGGCUGGUUCGAGACCAUGCCUGUUCUCUGCGUUGCGACCAACAUUGAGGAGCUCUACAACAGCGUGCUGAUCGAGACACCUUUGGCGCCGUACUUUAAGGGCAGUCUGAGCCACCAGGAUCUCGACGAGCUCAACAUUGAGAUUGUGCGCAACACCCUCUACAAGAACUACCUGGAGGACUUUUACCAUUUCGUCAACAGCCACCCUGAGAUGGCGGGGACGCCGACGGCAGAUGUCAUGUCUGAGAUGCUCGAGUUCGAGGCGGACCGCCGUGCCAUUAACAUCACACUCAACUCCUUUGGCACGGAGCUGGCCAAGGCAGACCGCAAGAAGCUCUAUCCCAACUUUGGAAAGCUGUACCCGGAGGGCACACUGAUGCUUUCGCGGGCUGAUGACGCCGAGGGUGUUCGCCUGGCUGUCGACGGCGUCCACGACUACAAGAGCUUCUUUGACGCAGUGUCGAUUGGUGGCGGUGCGUCCGGACCCGGAAACAUGGGUGGCGGCUCGACCGACGGCAAGUCCCUUGAGGACUUGUUCUACCAGAAGGAGAUGGAGAUUUCGAAGAAUGCGUUUACGAGGCAGUUCACACACUCCAUCGUCUACGCGUGGGUGAAACUGAGAGAGCAGGAAAUCCGCAACAUCACUUGGAUCGCGGAGUGCAUAGCGCAGAACCAGAAGGACAGGAUCGGCAACUUUAUCAGUGUCUUUUGAUCUUGCAACAUACCCCCCCACCCUUUACACAUCGUUUGCAUCACGCCUUUGUAGAAGUAGCGCAUUGUUUCAUUUCGUAAUUGGAAAGGAGAUACAAAUUCUCGGCGCAAAAAUGGACACAGCAAAGAUCCUGACACGGAUAGACAUCAGUCCCGGCUCCAGAUGGCUUCGUAUUGUACAUAAAAAGGAC
Molecule: messenger RNA, 1494 nt
Organism: Emericellopsis atlantica
Lineage: Eukaryota; Fungi; Ascomycota; Sordariomycetes; Hypocreales; Bionectriaceae
Product: vacuolar ATP synthase subunit D
Exons: 4
Coding region: 210-1304 (364 amino acids)
Biological process (GO): vacuolar acidification; proton transmembrane transport; vacuolar transport
Cellular component (GO): vacuolar proton-transporting V-type ATPase complex; fungal-type vacuole membrane; proton-transporting V-type ATPase, V0 domain
Molecular function (GO): proton-transporting ATPase activity, rotational mechanism
Source: RefSeq, a predicted model, not a curated record